AUGACGACAACGAUCCUCCUCUUUCUCCGACGGCCGCCAUCGCCCAGCCCUUCUUCUUCAGGGUCUCCUAGGGCCCGGCUCGUCCAUACUCAAGAUCUUCCCACUUCCAUCCUUCCCCGAUCCAACUCUUGGAAUGAUCCUGCUAUCAUGCAAUCCGACUCCACCUCGGCUGUCGCCGCUUCCCGCUUCCGCUCCACCCUCCAGGAUUCCCAACUUCAUGGCCUCUCUGCCAAAUACACUGCUCCUUCCAACCUCUCGGACUCCUUCUCUGACCUCCUUGCGAAAUCCAUUCGCAGCGGACCCCACACUCGUGCCUGGUUUCGCACCGAAGCCUACAAUCUCAUGCUCCCCGUAACAUUGGAGGUUUUCUCAUCAUCGCCAAGUUCCGCCCGACUUGCCGACGCGGUUCAUGGCUCUUUCAGCGACCUUUCCCUCUUCUGUAUCACGUGA
Messenger RNA from Seminavis robusta, 450 nucleotides. The record is from the annotation of a GenBank genome assembly. Lineage: Eukaryota; Bacillariophyta; Bacillariophyceae; Naviculales; Naviculaceae.